Prorocentrum cordatum is the source of this 796-nucleotide messenger RNA. The record is from the annotation of a GenBank genome assembly. Lineage: Eukaryota; Dinophyceae; Prorocentrales; Prorocentraceae.
CUUGGAGGGGAAACGCGGCGCUCUCAAGGACAAGGGCACCGCCGAGGAUGCAAGCAAUCGUGGGCCUGUCUUGUUCGACGUGGGUGGCUACAUCAUCUCGCGCCAGCCGAAGACCUUCAUCGUCGAGGAGGUCGUCGGCAUAACCACUGGGGAUCGGCGCCCGGUGUUUGACAAGUUCAUCAAGAUGCUGAAGGACAUCGCGUGCAGGAACAGGCGUGUCUAUCAUGUUGAGUGGAAGGAGGUCAACACCAUGGAGAUCGGAGGUGUCCCCCAGAACCGCCCGAGGAUCUACAUAGUUGGCGUUGAUCGUUCUCUGGCCAUCGGCGGCCCUGACGACAUCAAAUUCGACUGGCCAGAGACCAUCAAGUGCCCCAAGCUGAGCGACUUCCUCAAGCCGAACAACGCUCCUAAGUGGACCCCUACCUCAGAGACCCAAGCCGCCAAUCUCCUCAGGCUUUGGGAGCUGGCCCAAGAUGAGACUUCCAAGGACCCCAAGACCACGAUGUUCGUUUUCGACAUUUCCUCCAGCGAGCAGUUCGCAAAAGGCUACAUGAAAGAGCGGUGCCCUGCGAUUACGCGGUCUCGUGCUAGCGGAGGCGGCUACUACCUGUCAGCGUGGCAGCGCAUGACGACCGUAAAAGAUCUCACCAAGCUGCAGGGCUUCCCUACGAACAUGAAGCGCCCUUCCACCACGGAGAGGCAGUUCGCCAUGAUGCUUGGCAAUGCUAUGACGGUGCCCGUGCUCAGCAAGAUCCAGAAGAUGGUCCUGGGUGCAGCUGGCUACAUCAAGGACUAG